Boeremia exigua is the source of this 1278-nucleotide messenger RNA. Its product is annotated as Alpha/beta hydrolase family-domain-containing protein. The record is from RefSeq and is a predicted model, not a curated record. The transcript has a single exon. NCBI's taxonomy places the organism in Eukaryota, Fungi, Ascomycota, Dothideomycetes, Pleosporales, Didymellaceae. The coding region runs from base 203 to 1180 and encodes 325 amino acids.
UCUAUACAUGCUUCGAAUCGUACCAGGUUGAAGAUGACGUUCGGAUAAUCUAUACUCCGUCUGACGCUGACGCCAGCGUGACUCUGCUCGUAUCUCGAACACGACCAGGCACUUUGAAGAUCAGAGACAUUAUCUCUAUCUUCACCGACCUCAAAGGAGUUCAACAAAACAGAUACGACACCACGGGGGACCCAGAAACACAAUGUCGAAGUUAGCAACGUUGGUAUUCGUGCCUGGCGCUUGGCAUAGAACAACAUGCUAUGACAAGAUCGUACCGGCUCUUGAAGCGCGCUAUCACAUCAAGUGCCGCUCAGUCUCACUACCAUCUACGAGUGGCGAUCCAAAUGCAACAUUUAAAGACGACCUUGAUGCUGCCCGUGCGGUCAUUGCCAGCGAAACGACGCAGAGUCGCAAUGUUGUACUCGUAGCCCACUCGUAUGGCGGUAUGGUCGCCAAUAGUGCUAUCAAAGGUUUCACUGGGGGACCCGGUAAUGCUGCAAUCGACUCUUCUGUGUCUCCAGGCCGCGUGAUCGGUCUAGUUCUGAUCGCCUCGGGAUUUACUCUGACAGGAUUGUCCUUCAUGGAUCCCUUCUUCCAUAUUCCACCGCCAUCGUGGCGUGUCAACAAGGAGACCGGGUUCGCCGACAUUGUCCUGACUCCUCGGCAAUUCUUCUACCAUGACAUCCCAGAAGAUGAAGCAGAUGACCGGAUUGCUCAGCUCACGCCUCAGAGUCUGAAGGCAUUGUUCGAGGGGGGAGAGCAUUCAUACGCAGGUUGGCGAGAUGUACCUGUAUGGUAUAUUGGGACUAUCGAAGACCAGGGCUUACCAGUCGCAAUACAGCGAGUACAAGUCGGCAUGGCAAGGGGGGUGGGUGCUCUCGUUAAGCACAGGGAGUUGCGAAGUAGCCAUUCUCCAUUUCUGAGUCAGCCUGACGAGGUUGUGGACUUGUUGGUAGAGGCUGUCGCAGAAUUUACGGGAAAGAGGAUGGAGGGCAGCAAGGCUGAGGGGGUCAGGAACCAGGUUCAAACGCCAGCAGUCACCAUUUGGAGCCCUUCUUCAUGGCUCAAGUAUGGUUUGCCAUUGGCGAUUGGUCAUAUCAUCGGAUGGUGCUUGCUCCUUUUCUACGGAGCCAGGAAGCUAUGGCAGGCUUCAGUCGGCACAAAAGAAAAAUCUCGUUAAUCGUGAAACCGACUCGAUGAACGAUGUAUUACCAUGCGGGUGGUAAAUCUUCACACCUCUGUACAGUGAUGGAUGUCCAAUUAAUGUGCGUUUCCUAA